Rhagoletis pomonella (apple maggot) is the source of this 1646-nucleotide messenger RNA. RefSeq lists its product as uncharacterized. Bases 179 to 481 code for a protein of 100 amino acids. The record is from RefSeq and is a predicted model, not a curated record. The transcript has 2 exons. Lineage: Eukaryota; Metazoa; Arthropoda; Insecta; Diptera; Tephritidae.
CGAAAGGCUUGUUUUACUUGUGAAAGAAAAUCCCAAUACUCAGUUGGCACGAUCUCUGAGAAAAAAAGCGUAAGCUGCUUUAAGCUUUGUAAAUCCCGUCGUAGUUACUACAAAAAUUUUAUUGCAAGAGAUUUGGAAAUCAAAAACAGAUUGGGAUGAAAAGCCGUCACAGGAAAUAAUGAACACUUGGGUGAAAAUAAAAGGCAAGCUUCCAUUGUUAAAUAAAAUAAGAACACCCAGGCGAAUUCUGUGUAAUGAACCGGCAAAUAUUGAGCUACACGGAUUUUGCGACGUUUCAAUGAAAGCAUAUGGAGCAGUAGUUUAUGCAAGAUCCGAAAAUAAAACAGAUUCCACAAUACUAUUUAAUUGGUUAGAGCUUGAUAAUGGACGGCAUUUGAGGCAUAUCUGUUCAAAGGACAAUCCGGCCGACAUAAUUUCUAGGGGAGUAUCACCUAGUGAGCUCAUCAACAACAACUUGUAGCUUAGACAACCGGCAAUGCCGAAUACAUCUAUCUAUAAAAUGCAACAAAAGGUAAACUUUGAUGAUUCAAAUAUUCCAGAGAUAAAAAAAUCUAAGAUAGUUAUGGUUUUAGCUGAAGAACACACAAUUUUGAUGAAGAUAAACCAUAAAAAUAGUUUUGAAUUUCUUCAUAUUCAAACUCAUAAAUAUCAUCAGAAAAAGGCCAUUAAUGAACACAAUUUUCUAUAAACAACAAGCAUUAAAUUAUAUAGUAGUUGAAAUACAAAAAAAAUUAAAACGAAUUCUCACUAAUAGACAGCUUCCAAAAAGUUCCAAACUAGUCACCUUAGCUCCAAUUGUGAAUAACAAUAACAUUAUAAGAGUAGGAGGUAGGAUUCGAAGUAGUAAACUUUCAGAGGAUGCAAAACAUCCUAUACUUCUUCCUUAUGAAGAUGAAAUUGUUCGAUUACUAAUGAAACAUAUACACCUUAAGCAUCUACACAUUGGACCACAGGGGUUACUGGCAAUAACUAGGCAAAAGUUUUGGAUUUUAAGAGGUAGACAACUAGCAAGCAAAAUUGUAAAUAAAUGUUCAAGGCCAGCCCUCGGCCCCUACACCAGUUAAUGGGAAAUUUACCACAAGACAGACUAACGAGAACUCGCCUAUUUUAUAAUGUAGGAUUGGACUUUCUAGGUCCAAUAUGGAUACAUCACAAAAUACGCGGAAAAAAAGGCCGAUAAAGCCUAUGUUUGUGUAUUCCUAUGUUUUUCUACGAAGGGAAUACACUUCAAAGUCGUAUCAGAUCUAACUUCAGCGGCAUUUAUAGGUGUGUUCAAAAUAUUUAUUUCUUUACGAAGUUGUCCAAACAAAAUAUACUUAGAUAAUGAGACCAAUAGCGUUCGUGAAGUUUACAAAUUAUUUCAAAAAGAUACUAGCAGAAUUAUCCAAAUUUUGCAAUCAAAGAGAAAUAACCUGGAUAAAUAUACCAGCAAGAUCCCCACAUGUGGGAGGGCUAUGGGAAGCGCCUGUCAAAUCAGUCAAAAAGUAUUUUAUCCAUGUAGUUGAAGGAGUAAUGACUUUUGAAGAAAUGUCCACACUCAUGUCACAAAUUGAAGCUGUCCUAAAUUCGAUACCAAUUAUUCCAUUAAAAACAAAAACUUUGUACUUACAUUAUUAAGCUUACUU